Molecule: messenger RNA, 3744 nt
Organism: Indicator indicator
Lineage: Eukaryota; Metazoa; Chordata; Aves; Piciformes; Indicatoridae
Gene: TTBK2
Product: tau tubulin kinase 2
Exons: 14
Coding region: 1-3744 (1247 amino acids)
Biological process (GO): peptidyl-serine phosphorylation; cilium assembly; signal transduction
Cellular component (GO): ciliary transition zone; nucleus; ciliary basal body
Molecular function (GO): protein serine/threonine kinase activity; ATP binding
Source: RefSeq, a predicted model, not a curated record
AUGAGUGGAGGAGGGGAGCAGCCUGACAUCCUCAGUGUGGGAAUCUUGGUCAAAGAAAGAUGGAAGGUGUUGAGGAAAAUAGGAGGCGGAGGAUUUGGAGAAAUUUACGAUGCAGUGGAUUUGCUUACUCGGGAAAAUGUUGCACUGAAGGUCGAAUCAGCUCAGCAGCCAAAGCAAGUGCUGAAAAUGGAAGUAGCUGUGUUGAAGAAAUUACAAGGAAAAGAUCAUGUCUGUAGAUUCAUCGGUUGUGGAAGGAAUGACAGAUUUAACUAUGUCGUCAUGCAGUUGCAGGGUCGGAACUUGGCUGACCUGCGUCGGAGCCAGUCUCGAGGAACAUUCACCAUUAGCACCACUCUGCGGCUUGGGAAGCAGAUUUUGGAAUCUAUUGAAAGCAUUCAUUCUGUGGGAUUCCUGCACAGGGACAUAAAACCGUCUAACUUCGCAAUGGGACGUUUUCCUAGCACCUGUAGGAAGUGUUUUAUGCUGGAUUUUGGCUUGGCACGGCAGUUUACCAACUCAUGUGGGGAUGUCAGACCACCACGAGCUGUUGCUGGGUUUCGAGGAACAGUACGAUAUGCAUCAAUCAAUGCUCAUCGAAACAGGGAAAUGGGUAGGCACGAUGACCUUUGGUCCCUGUUCUACAUGUUGGUGGAAUUUGUGGUUGGACAACUGCCUUGGAGAAAAAUAAAAGAUAAGGAGCAGGUGGGCUCCAUUAAGGAAAGGUACGAGCACAGACUUAUGUUGAAACAUCUUCCUCAAGAAUUUAACGUCUUUCUGGAACACAUUUCUAAUUUAGAUUACUUUACAAAGCCUGACUACCAGCUUCUCAUGUCAGUGUUUGACAACAGCAUGAAAACAUUUGGGGUUAUUGAAAGUGACCCUUUUGACUGGGAGAAAAGUGGAACUGAUGGCUCUCUGACAACGACAACAACUUCAACCACACCCCAGUUACACACUCGUCUUACUCCAGCUGCAAUUGGCAUUGCCAAUGCCACACCUAUCCCAGGAGAUUUGCUGCGUGAAAACACAGAUGAAGUGUUCCCUGAUGAACAGCUCAGUGAUGGAGAGAAUGGUAUUCCAGUUGGAGUCUCACCAGAGAAACUUCCUGGAUCUCCUGGACACCAGCGUCCUCAGGAAAAAGACGUUUGGGAAGAAAUGGAUGCAAAUCGGAACAAGAUAAAACAAGGGAUCUGUAAGGCUGCCACAGAGGAAGAGAACAGCCAUGGGCCAGUGAAUGGAAUGCUUAAUGCACCCAGUCUUGGUUCUCCAAUCCGCGUUCGCUCCGAGACCACACAGCUAGACCGAGAUGCUCCACUGGUGCGAAAGCUGCGUUCAAUUCACAGCUUUGAGCUGGAGAAACGUCUCACGUUGGAGUCAAAGCCUGACACGGAUAAAUUUCUGGAGACCUGCUUGGAGAAGAUGAAGAAAGACCUGAAUGCUGUGGCAGAGACUCCUGUUGCUGCUGCUCCUCCUCAUUCUCAGAAAACACCCAUUCCUGCCCGCGUCGACCAUGUUUGGCACUAUGAUGAAGAAUAUCUUCCGGAUGCUUCAAAGCCUGUGUCAGAUAGUUCUCCGGAACAUGUUGAUGGUGUUAUUAGCAAUGGAUUUGUAGCUGUCAACUUAAGCUCCUGCAGGCAGGAGGUUGAUUCUAAGGAAUGGGUGAUAAUAGAUAAGGAACAGGACUUGCAAGACUUCAGGACAAAUGAGGCGUUAGGGCACAAAAUGACUGGAAGUCCCUCAGAUGAAGAGCCAGAAGUACUACAAGUUCUAGAGGCGUCCACUCCAGAAGAGCAGCCCAGACAGGAUGGUUGGGCAGGAAACAAUGUCCAUGCCAAGAACCAAACCUCAAGGGCAGAGUUUGUUCUGGCCAUGGAGUGUCAUCCUGCUGUUUCUGAACAGCUUACAGAUAAGUUGGAGCUUCUGUCUGGAGCUGCUGGACAGCUUCUUGCAGCCACCCCUACAAGUCCUAUGGAAGCUCAAGCGGAAGGAGCACUCACUCCGGUAACAAUACCCAGACCUUCAGUGGCAUCCACACAGUCUGCUUCAGAGAGCUUUCAUUAUGGCCACCAGCUAGAGAAAAGAGAACAAGAUGCUCAUUCUGUGGAACACACUGUGGAACUUUCCUCACCAAAGGAAAGUUUGCCAGGUUUGGUUGUGACAGAUGACAUGUGUCCAGCUAGUGCCAGCAGACCAGAUUUGGUACUUAAUAGCAGCCAAGAGGUGCUCGACAGGGAAGGACUCGUCAAAGAAUGUGUCAACAUCCUGGAUUGUGGCCAAAAGGACCUACCUGAACAAUAUAGUGAGAUACAGGAAGAGAAAGAACUUGAAAAUAUUCCUGUAGAGGAGGCUGAGGAAGAAAGGCUUCCAGUGGUUUCUGAGGAUGCCAUUGAAAUGUUAAGCAAAGAACAGAAUUCUUCUUUGCCAGGAAACUCAAAAUCUGCAGAGGAAGAACCUCUAACAAAUACUGAAGCUGCUGAAGAAUCAAAGCCAAGGCCUGCUUCUUUGGGGCCAAAUAAAGAUGAGGUUCUGAAGUUGAUAGCACCUAAAACAUCAGAAUUUUCUCCCUCACAACUUACCAACUCUCAUGUUAAUAGGCAGGCAAGCAAAAUAGCACCACUUCAGGAAAAUGGUUUUCAUUCUAAUAAAGAAGAAGUCCAUAUCCAAGACUUGAAAUGCCACCAAGUGGCCCUUACUACUUUUUUGCACCAGGAGGACAAAAAAGAGAAAAAUACACCCAGAAAUGGAGAGUUAUUCCACUGCAUUUCAGAAAACGAGAAUUCUCAUCGAUCUAGGAGGGACUUAGUUAAAUCUCCUUUUGUAUUCAGGCAGAGCCGAAUCCCAAUUUUAGCACAAGAGAUAGACUCCACAUCAGAGUCCUAUUCUCCUGUUUCAGCAAAGGAAAAGCUUCUUCUAAAAAAGGCUCAUCAGACAGACUUGGUCAGACUACUUAUGGAAAAAAAACAACUCAAGUCUUUGCUUGGUGACCUCUCAAGUGCCUCUGAUAAGUCGUUGGAAGAAAAAGUGGCUGCUGCUACAGUACCAUUUUCUGAGGAUGAUGUCUUAUCCUCAAUUUCUAGACUGACACUGGACUCUCAUUUCAGCAAGCAGACAGAAGAUAGCUCUUUAUCUCCUAGCAGCCCUCAGACCAGAAAAAGCAAAAUUCCAAGGCCAGUAUCCUGGGCAACUACUGAUCAAGUCACCAAUUCAAGUUCAGCUCAGUUCUUUCCACGGCCACCACCUGGAAAACCACCCACUAGACCUGGGGUAGAAGCUAGGUUACGCAGAUACAGAGUCCUAGGGAGUAGCAGCUCAGACUCAGAUCUUAUCUCUCGCCUGGCUCAAAUCCUACAGAAUGGAUCUCAAAGACCAAGGAGUUCUACCCAGUGUAAGAGUCCAGGAUCUCCACAUAGUCCAAAAACACCACCCAAAAGCCCUGUCAUCCCCAGACGCAGUCCCAGUGCCUCCCCUAGGAGCUCUUCUUUACCCCGUACUGCCAGUUCUUCUCCGUCCCGGGCUGGAAGAACCCAUCAUGAUCAGAGGAGUUCAUCUCCACAUCUUGGGAGGAGUAAAUCACCUCCUAGCCAUUCAGGCUCCUCAUCAUCUAGGAGAUCCUGCCAACAAGAGCACUGCUGCAACAAACCAAGCAAGAAUGGUCCAAAAGGAUCUAGCAGUUCCUUCCACCAUUCCUCAAACACUAAGACUUCCACGGGAAAGAACAAAUCAACCACUAAGCUUAGCAGAUAG